Molecule: messenger RNA, 1060 nt
Organism: Aedes aegypti (yellow fever mosquito)
Lineage: Eukaryota; Metazoa; Arthropoda; Insecta; Diptera; Culicidae
Product: 60S ribosomal protein L18a
Exons: 1
Coding region: 317-556 (79 amino acids)
Biological process (GO): translation
Cellular component (GO): ribosome; cytosolic large ribosomal subunit
Molecular function (GO): structural constituent of ribosome
Source: RefSeq, a predicted model, not a curated record
GGUAUUCACUUAAAGCUGCGUAACUAAGGUUCUGCGUCUUAUUGUCAAAAGAAAUAUUUCAAAUGAAAUAAUUCCUUUUUUGACAGUGAUCGUUGACAAAUGACGAAUUUAUAAUCUAGUUACCCAACCAAUAACGUUUCAAGAAUUUGCUAUCGUUUGGACUCAGUUCAUAGUUUAUAAUAUUUUGUUCAUUUUCGUUCGUGGUACCCAUACACAAUUCUUUCAUGAAGUGCACUCAAAAUUAAAGCUCUAGGAAGUGCUGAAGGUCGUCUGGCGUAAGCUGCCCGAGAAGGAUCGGAACCCUCAGCUGUUCAAGAUGACCAUCUUCGCACCGGACCAGAUCGUGGCCAAGUGCCGUUUCUGGUGCUUCCAGCGGCGGCUGCGUAAGGUCAAGAAGACCACCGGUAAAAUCGUUUCGACCAAGCGCAUCCUGGAGAAGACUCCGUUGCACGAUUCCCGCUCCGAUACGCAUAACAUGUACCGUGAUCUGACUGUUGGUGGUGCUAUUAUUCAGUGCUACAGCGACAAUUCUUCACGUCACCGUACCCGUGCCUAAUAAACCAUCAAUGUCGAAUCAGUGAAAGCCCCCAAGACCCGUCAUGUUCACUUCAAGCAGUUCCACGAUUCGAAAAUUAAUUUCCUGCUGGUACAAGGAAACUAUCACAAAUGCCACCAUAUGCUGUUCUCGUUCCGCCAACCGAAACCAGUAAAGAAAUCAAAGUCGCCGUUUAUUGUGCUUUUAAUUCCACUAUUUUUUCAGGGAGUUAAAAAAUAUGAAGAUCUGUAAUAUAUCUCUUGAAUAAAUGGACUCUAAAAACAUGUAUAGUCAUUUUUAUUUCUAACCAAUCAAAAGUUAUAGCUUAUAUAGAACAUGAAUAAUUCGUUUUAUGUGGUUCGUAAUCCGCGAUGGGAUACUCAAUAAUUCUGAAUUACAGAAAAUCUUUCCUAGUAGCAGCUAUUCCGAUAGCUUUGAACAUAUGGAGAAAAUUCUCUAUCAAAUGGUCUGACUGCGUUCAAUGCUUAAAAUAUUAACCAUAUAACCUGAGAAAUAAAUGUCAUU